GAAAUAACGAGCGCUCACAUCGGUUGCCAGAGGCAAGUACUAUAGUGCUUGUCGGUUUUGAAAAUCGAAAGUUCACACUGCCAUUUUAAUGCCCCCUUCUCUGCAGUUUGCUCUUGAUGUGAAACAUGCAUCAUUUUCGGCUGCUAACAUUCAAAGUUUACUCUACCUAGUGGAGCUCUUCCUAGCAGCGAACACCUUUUGUCAUUAUCCUUCGCUAUUUAAUUUCGCCUCAACCGCUAUUUCAUCUUCAAUAAAAGUUUUCCUUGUAUAAUCUGUGCGAUCCACCUAUCUUCUUUUCCCGAAGACCUAAAGAACCUCCUGGAAAUAGUAAAUAAAUCCAUUUCUUUUUCUUUUUGCAUCGCGCUUGCCGCCGAAUUGAUUUCAACUGCUAAACUAUCUAAAAAAGAACAUCAGCAUGUCGAGCGCACCCGCAGGCCAGCCGACCAAGCCUGGCUCUCCGCCGCGAACGCACCAGCACCUGUCGGUAGACCACAACGUCCCGGCCCGCCACAGCAAUGUAUCGGCAGGCGGAUCCGCGGCUGAGAGUGUAGGAUUGUCGUUUCAGCGUCACGGGCGCCACGGCGGGUGUCCGGUCUCCAUCACGGGGCCGACCCGCUUGGAGCGCGAUCUGAUCGGCGAGCGCGAAGUGCCCGUCGGCGCCUACUACGGCGUGCAAACCCUGCGUGCGGUGGAUAACUACCAGAUCACCGGUAUGCUGCUGCGGCAGUUCCCCUCGUUUAUCACUGCAUUUGCGCAGGUGAAAAAGUCCUGUGCGCUGGCCAACCAUCGCCUCGGUGGGCUUGACAAAAAAAUCAUGGUCGCGAUCGUGCAGGCCUGCGACGAGCUCAUCGAGGACCCGGACCACUAUCCUAGAGAAAAGCAUACCUACUCCUACACCAGAAAAAAUUGAAUUUGUGUUUCGCUGUUCUCCCGUCCCGAUAGCCUUUUCUUGCAAUGCUGAGCCACUAGCGAGGCAAUUUAUUUCUGUGGUCAUACUGUUGUAAUUAAAAUAAAAGAUGGAGAGUGUAAAGAUGCGGACCUGUAGCUGGAGUCAUCAAGUAGUCCAGGACUUGAAAUAAAAUUCGUCACGUUCUUGAAAAGCCGGCAAAAAGAGACCAUUCUUUGUGACCACACUUGAGACAGCUGCAAAUCGCAAAUAAGUAUUUUUGAAUAUUGCUGGGUGUUGUGCUUUUCUGCAGGAUAAGCGGUACGAGGAGAAGGAGCCCGAGAAGGCGGACAUCAUGCGGAACCUGCGGUACAGUUUCGUGGUAGACAUGGUGCUAUGCAUUGCAAAAGUAUCGUACUAGUAGAAAUAGCAUCACAAAUUUUUCCAGAAGGAAAAAUGGAAUUUGUAAUGCUGAAUAAGCUAAGGAACGAACCAGACUUGUCAUGCAUGACUGCAAUGACUAGGAGUACGAUACUUUUGCACAGGAUAGGUGCAAGGCGGCGCCGGGACGUCCACCAACAUGAACGCCAACGAGGUGAUUGCGAACCGGGCCCUGGAAAUCAUGGGCAAGAAGAAGGGCGACUACCAGUUCUGCCACCCGAAUGACCACGUGAACAAGGCCCAGUCGACCAACGACACGUACCCAACCAGCGCCAAGAUUGCCAUCCACCACAUGCACAAGCAUUUAGUGAAGUCCAUGGAGCAGCUGCGGCAGUCCUUUUUGAACAAGGCCGAAGAAUUUUGCAGCGUCGUGAAGAUGGGCCGCACCCAGCUGCAGGACGCCGUGCCGAUGACGCUGGGCCAGGAGUUUAACGGCUACGCCACGACGAUUGGGUACGACUUGGAAGAGGUCACCAAGGGCGUGGACCGGUUCUGCUUCUGCAACCUGGGCGGCACGGCGAUCGGCACGAAGAUUGCCGCGGACCCGCGAUUCAGCGAGACCGCCGUCGAGGAGCUGAAGCGGGUGACCGGGCUCCCCAUCCAGCUCGCCCCGGACCUGAUCGAGGCCAGCAGCUCCGUGGGCGCCAUGCUGUUCUUCAGCGGGAUCCUCCGCCGCGUGGCGGUCAAGAUCUCCAAGAUCUGCAACGACCUGCGGCUGCUCGCGUCCGGGCCCCGGUGCGGCUUCAACGAAAUCCACCUCCCGGACAUGGCGCCCGGGAGCAGCAUCAUGCCGGGCAAGGUGAACCCGGUGAUCCCGGAGGUGAUGAGCAUGUGCUCGUUCCAGGUGAUUGGCAUGGACAACACGGUGGUGAUGGCGUCCGAGGCCGGGCAGCUCGAGCUGAACGUGUUCGAACCCGUGAUCAUACACUCCAUCUUCAUGAUGAUGCAGGUGCUCAGCAAGGGCAUGGACACGCUGCGCCUCCGGUGUGUGGACGGCAUCGGCGCCAACGAGGACCGCUGCCGGGAGCUGGUGCACAACUCCAUCGGGAUCGUCACGUCCCUGCUGCCCACCAUCGGCUACAAGAACGCCUCCCUGGUGGCGAAGACGGCGCUGAAGGAAAACCGGGCUGUCGGCGAAGUCGUGGUGGAGAAGGGAUUUCUGAACAAGUCCCAGGUGGACGAAAUUUUACAGCCGGAGAAGAUGUGCGGCAUAUCCUCACCGCACAUGCGGCGGCAGCACGCCACCGAGUCGCUGCACUCCCCCGAUGUCCGCCGCAGGAGCCACCACUCGCCCAGCAUGCCUCUAUCGAACGCAAACAAUAUUACCUCCGUCAUUCUCGAAAGCGAAUCAACUUUAAUAUCAUGCGGACGUUAUUUCAUUCUUGAUGUUUUUUUCGCUGAAAAUUCAAAAAUGCAACAUGAACAUGAUCAAACCAUAAUCCCGUGCUUGAACGUCCAAUUAUGACAACUGCAUGAGCGCUUCCGCUUUCUUAUUGUCAUGAUCAAGUGUUUCUUUUCAACGAGAAUCCUAACAACCCGGAGUGACGGAGUGAUAUUUGCAUCGCAUAGCCACCGAAAACGAGCAACAGCGGGGACGCCGGGGCGACUUUUCCUGUCAUGCCUGCGCUACAACUGGCAGGAUCCGCCUCGUCUCCAAGAGAAGCUGCCUCGCAAAAUGUCACACCUGCUUCUUCGCUGCAGCCGCCAGACGCAAAACGGCGCAAGAUGUAGAAGCACCAGUUGAUGAAAAAGUUAAAGUAGACUUAGGUGAUCCACACCGAUAGCACUAACAGCCCCCAGCAGUUUGCGUACUUACUCCAUGUCAUUCACAUACUUUUUUAAACGCAUUUGUUGUGGUCUAUACGUUUGCAUUUGAGGUGCCUGCCUUCGUUUAUUGAAACUCGUUUCGCGCUACUUUCUACUGCCACCUGUUUGCAUAUCAACUAGUGGACAGAGCUUUUUUCGUUUUUCAGAACAGGAAAAGGGAUAGCCUCGUACCUACGUGGUCCAGAGUGUGCCAUAUCGAGGUUGCCUUGAUUCCUUUUGUGUUAAUUUCCAGCGCUGUUAGGACAAUUCAUCUUGACGUGUAUUUCACAUCAAGAGACGCGUCCAUUUUUAGCAUUCGCAGAUUCUGUUUUCUGCGCAGUGACAAACCACACCAAAAAGAGUCUAUGGUUAAG
This is a messenger RNA of Amoebophrya sp. A120, 3507 nucleotides long. The record is from the annotation of a GenBank genome assembly. Lineage: Eukaryota; Dinophyceae; Syndiniales; Amoebophryaceae.